Molecule: messenger RNA, 2358 nt
Organism: Entamoeba invadens IP1
Lineage: Eukaryota; Evosea; Mastigamoebida; Endamoebidae
Product: alcohol dehydrogenase, putative
Exons: 1
Coding region: 1-2358 (785 amino acids)
Cellular component (GO): mitochondrion
Molecular function (GO): oxidoreductase activity, acting on the aldehyde or oxo group of donors, NAD or NADP as acceptor; metal ion binding; alcohol dehydrogenase (NAD+) activity
Source: RefSeq, a predicted model, not a curated record
AUGAGACACGCCAAGACCGUCGGCAUUGUCCACGAGGAUCCACUUUAUGGUAUUACUGAAGUCGCUGAACCAGUCGGUGUUAUCUGUGGCGUCACUCCAGUCACCAACCCAACAUCAACUGCCAUCUUCAAGUCCCUCAUUUCUAUUAAGACUAGAAACCCAAUCAUUUUCUCAUUCCAUCCAUCUGCUUUGAAAUGCUCUAUUGCAGCUGCUACUAUUGUCAGAGAUGCUGCUAUUGAAGCUGGUGCACCAAAUAACUGCAUUCAGUGGAUCGAGUUUGGUGGUAUUGAAGCGUCCAACAAAUUGAUGAACCACAAUGGUAUUGCUACUAUUCUUGCCACUGGUGGAGGAGCCAUGGUCAAGGCCGCUUAUUCAUCUGGAAAGCCAGCUCUCGGAGUCGGACCCGGAAAUGUCCCAUCAUACAUUGAGAAGUCAUGCAAUUUGUUACAAGCCAUCAACGAUGUUGUACUCUCGAAAUCAUUUGAUAAUGGUAUGAUUUGCGCUUCUGAACAAGCCGUUAUUAUUGACAAGGAAAUUUAUGACUCUGCUGUUACUGAGUUCAAGAGACUCCACGCUUACUUUGUGAACGAUGAAGAAAAGGCCAAGCUCGAGAAGUUAAUGUUUGGCGUUAAUUCAUUCUCUGCUGACUCUGCUAAUGCCAGACUCAACCCAAAAUGCCCAGGUAUGUCACCACAGUGGUUCGCUGAGAGCGCCGGAUUCACAGUCCCAGAAGAUACUUCUAUCAUCUGUGCCAUUUGCAAGGAAGUUGGUGUGAACGAGCCACUCACAAAGGAAAAGUUGUCACCCGUUCUUGCUGUUUUGAAGGCAGAAAACACUGCUGAUGGACUUGACAAAGCUGAAGCCAUGCUUGAGUUUGGUGGUCUUGGACACUCUGCUGCAAUUCACUCAAUAGAUACUCAAGUCGUUCAACAAUAUGCUUUGAGAAUGAAGGCGUGCAGAAUUCUCCACAACGUCCCAUCAUCACAAGGUGGAAUUGGAGGAAUUUAUAACUACAUUGACCCAUCUUUCACACUUGGAUGUGGUUCAUACGGAGGAAACUCAGUCAGUGCAAACGUCACAUAUCACAACUUGUUGAACAUUAAGAGACUUGCUGAGAGAAGAAACAACCUCCAGUGGUUCAGAUGCCCACCAAAGAUCUUCUUCGAGCCACACGCGAUCAGAUACUUGAAAGAACUUAAGGAGUGCUCAAAGAUCUUUGUCGUCUCAGACAGAAUGAUGUACAAACUUGGAUAUGUUGACAGAGUCAUGGACGUCUUGAAGAGAAGACAGAAUGACGUUGAAAUUGAAAUCUUCAUUGAUGUCGAACCAGAUCCCUCAAUUCAAACAGUCAGAAAGGGACUUGCUGUGAUGAACACAUUCAGUCCAGAUAACAUCAUUGCCAUUGGUGGUGGAAGUGCAAUGGAUGCGGCCAAGAUCAUGUGGCUGUUGUACGAACACCCAGAAGCCGAUUUCUUCAGCAUGAAACAGAAAUUCUUGGACUUGAGGAAGAGAGCGUUCAAAUUCCCAACAAUGGGCAAGAAGGCAAGACUUAUUUGCAUCCCAACUACAUCAGGAACUGGUUCUGAAGUCACUCCAUUUGCUGUCAUCUCAGACACUGACACUGGUAAGAAGUAUCCACUUGCCGAUUACUCAUUGACUCCAUCAGUCGCUAUCAUCGACCCAAUGUUCACAGUCUCGUUGCCAAAGAGAGCUAUUGCCGAUACGGGACUUGAUGUCUUGGUCCAUGCUGUUGAAGCAUAUGUCUCAGUUAUGGCCAAUGAAUACACAGACGGUCUUGCCAAAGAAGCAGUCAAAUUGGUCUUCGACAACUUGGUCAAGUCAUACAAUGGUGAUUUAAUCGCUAGAGAGAAGAUGCACAACGCAGCUACCAUUGCUGGUAUGGCAUUUGCUUCCGCAUUCCUUGGUAUUGCCCACUCUAUGGCCCACAAAGUUGGAGCUGCCUUCCAUAUUCCACACGGCAGAUGUGUUGCAGUCUUAUUACCACACGUCAUCAGAUACAACGGUAUCAUCCCAAGAAAGUUGUCUAUGUGGCCAAAGUACAACACUUAUGUCGCUGACGAGAGAUACAACAACCUUGCUCAUUUGGUUGGAAUCACUACUGAAAGCAACGCAAGCGGUGUUGAGUUGUUUGCCAAGGCUUGUGAGAAGUUGAUGCUCGAAACUGAGACAAUCACUGGUUUCAAGCAGGCUGGUAUUAAAGAAGAGGACUGGAUGUCACACGUUAAAGAGAUGGCGCUCCUUGCUUUCGAGGAUCAGUGCUCGCCAUGCAAUCCAAAGGUCCCAAUGGUUGUUGAUAUGGAGAAGAUUCUCAAGGAGGCUUACUAUCCAAUCGCCUAA